Messenger RNA from Phragmites australis (common reed), 1344 nucleotides. RefSeq names its product two-component response regulator ORR2-like. Gene Ontology annotation, biological process: cytokinin-activated signaling pathway; phosphorelay signal transduction system. NCBI's taxonomy places the organism in Eukaryota, Viridiplantae, Streptophyta, Magnoliopsida, Poales, Poaceae. The record is from RefSeq and is a predicted model, not a curated record. The transcript is spliced from 6 exons. Bases 321 to 1028 code for a protein of 235 amino acids.
CUUUGCUGAAAUGCUGAGUGCCGACUCCCCCUCCCCUCUCUCUCUCUGUGUGCGCUCUUCAGCUUCAGAGGAGAGCUCAGUGCUGUGUCGCCCUUCCUCUCUCUCUCUCUAGUCUCUUCCUCUCCCUGUCUACACCGUGGGUAGACUGAGACACAGAUUACGAAGCGCUCCUUCUCUCUCAUCGCCAUCCUUCUUACUUACUGGCUCAAGCCCCGCGUUUCUUUCCCUGGACCGUCGUCUUGGUUGUCACUUGUCACCACGAUACCAGUGCAAGAAAAGAAAGAGAGAAGCGGCCAUUACUUGCGGGUUCGGAAGGAAGGAUGGGAGGAGAGAAGCCGGCGGCGGUGAGGGUUCUGGUGGUGGACGACUCCCCCGUCGACCGGAAGGUCGUCGAGCUGCUGCUCCGGAACCACAAGGGCGGCCCGGCGCCAUUCCAGGUUACCGCCGUUGACAGCGGCAAGAAGGCGAUGGAGCAUCUCGGACUCAAGGGACAAGGGAAGCUGGAUUCAUCUGCUGCUGAUGCUAACGAGCUAACCGUUGACAUGGUGCUCACUGACUACUGCAUGCCGGAGAUGACUGGCUAUGACCUUCUCAAGGCCAUCAAGGCAUUGAGCUCCCCAAAUCCGAUCCCGGUUGUCGUGAUGUCGUCGGAGAAUGAACCCCAGCGGAUCAACAGAUGCUUAACAGCAGGUGCUGAAGAUUUCAUCCUCAAGCCACUCAAGACCAAGGACGUGCAGCGCCUGCGCAACUGCUCCAACGCAAGAUCACCGAAGGAUGCCGACGCUCGGUGCGAGAGCUUGAGCAGCAGGCGGAAGCCACCCUCGGACCAGAUUGCCAAGAAGACAACAUCCGAGCAGAGAUCACAAUUUGCAGGAUUUGCCAUGGUGCUGAAUGCUUCCAGCAUCGAGCUGCCGCACUACUUCCAUUUCCUCUUCAAGUUCAUCCUGCUCGCGUACGCGGUGCUGUGCCUAAGCGAGCUCCUCCACAGAUGGUCCAAUGGUUCCUUUCUCUCCCUGUGGUCUGCAUGAGAUGAGAUCAAUCAAUAUGAGGGUAACAAGCCUUUUCUUUUCUUUUUCCAGCAACUCAAGCAUGAGGAGCUAGCUUUUGCUCUUCGCUAUAAAUUUCAACAGUCCAGCAGCAGCUCUCAUUCGGUAGAAUAUUGUUUGCUUGGAGAUCCUAACCGUGUUCCAUCGGGUAAAUUAGCGCUCGUUCUUGAGCAUUAUAUUGUUUGCUUUGCUGGGGGAAGAAAAGAACUGUGAUAAUGUGAUGAUAUCUUUCCUUCAUUUGAUAUUGUAUAAAUGCAUGAUUUGAGAGGUGUAGGAACGAGAUUAGCGACUAGAGAGG